UCAACUCAAAUGGCAAAAUAUACAGAAGGAAGCAAAGAAAAAACCGGUACCAUCGCUGGUGAACCAUCGAAAAAUGAGAAAAAACUUUGCCUGAUAGAGGAAUCAGUCACUAAAGAACGAUUAU
Messenger RNA from Dentiscutata heterogama, 124 nucleotides. Lineage: Eukaryota; Fungi; Glomeromycota; Glomeromycetes; Diversisporales; Gigasporaceae. The record is from the annotation of a GenBank genome assembly.